Cornus florida is the source of this 1696-nucleotide messenger RNA. RefSeq names its product protein PAL OF QUIRKY. The coding region runs from base 86 to 1429 and encodes 447 amino acids. The record is from RefSeq and is a predicted model, not a curated record. Gene Ontology annotation, molecular function: protein binding. NCBI's taxonomy places the organism in Eukaryota, Viridiplantae, Streptophyta, Magnoliopsida, Cornales, Cornaceae. The transcript is spliced from 2 exons.
CCCCCAGCUAAAGUCUCUCUCUUUCUACGCGAGGUCAGACUUGAGAGAGCAGAAACUCCAGUGCAAACUUCAAAAGAAGCUGUGCAUGUCAUCAAAGCCUGUUACAACAAUGACAACGCACCACCAAAACGAGCUCGACUCCGCCACAAACGACUCCGUCAAGUCAUCAUCAUCACUCCAGUCCGACUACCCACCAGAUCACGACUAUCAGCCACGUGUACGGUUCAUGUGCAGUUUCGGCGGCAAGAUCUUACCCCGGCCACACGACAACCAGCUCCGCUACGUGGGCGGCGACACCCGCAUCGUGGCCGUGCACCGCCACACCACCUUCUCGUCCCUCCUCAACAAGCUCUCCAAGCUCUCCGGCACCACCGCCAAUCUCACCGUCAAGUACCAACUCCCCAACGAAGACCUCGACUCUCUCAUCUCCGUCACCACCGACGAGGACGUCGACAACAUGAUGGAAGAGUACGAGCGCGUAUCGCAGAAUAAUAUCCAUUCGAAAACGGCUCGGCUUCGGCUAUUCCUCUUCUCGGCCGAUACCGACUCCAGGCACAGCAGUAUCAGUUCGCUUCUCGGUGGCUCCGCCAAGCGCGAGCACUGGUUUCUAGACGCGCUCAAUGGCGGCGCGGGUCCGAGUUUGGAGCGGGGCAGGUCCGAAGUUUCCUCCAUUAUAUCCGAAGUGCCGGACUAUCUUUUUGGGUUGGACAAUUCGGAUGAACCACCUCGAGAGCCCAAGCUUAAGAACCGAUUUGGUUUGUCCGACAAUGCUUCGCUUUCAGAUCCGGGUUCACCCGCUCCACCUGUUUCUUCCCAAUUUUACUCCACUUCCUCCUCUUUGGCGGCUCCAUCAAUUCCGAAUCUCCCGCCAGUUAAGACCAAACCCGAUAACCCAGUUCCCGUUGUUGAAUCGAGGGAGAUCCAAAAUGAGGGUUUUGCCCCGACAGGUGAGCCCCAGAUAACCGGUUAUGCCGGGAAACCCAUGUGGCAUUAUCCUCCGGAGACUCAUUACCCGAGUAGUGCAGUACAAUCUAUUCCAUUUUACUAUGUUCCGGGUCCGGUUUCACAAGGAAAUGUUCCACUCCAGCAGGUUCAAAUUCGGGCACCAUAUGUUCAACAGUUCAGUGUACCUCCGGGUCAGAUACCAGUCAGGUUCCACCAGCAAGUUCCGGGUAUGGGUCAGGUAUAUGGUGGAGGAGUGAGGCCGGUUGCUGCAAUGGACGCAUAUGACAUGUCGGGUAGAGUAGUUUCCGAUGGGAUGAACCCACCAUAUGACAUGUCAGGUAGAGCAGUUUCCGAUGGGAUGAACCCACCUAUGUAUUAUGGCGGGAUGGCUCCGCAAUAUCCAGGUAUGGUGUUGCCUGUUGGGGAAGAAUUGCAGGGUACCGGAACCGAGGCAAAGAUGGAUCGGGUAUUCCAGUCAUCUUGAGUGUUGAAGAUUUGUUUGAAUAAUUCAUCCAUGCGUUUGCUAUGGUGACUCUCUUCUUUGUCUUGUUUGGUUAUGAGGUUUGGGGUAAUGUUUUUGUGUGUGUAAAUUUGGUCUGUGAAUAAGUUUUGUUUUGCCUUCAUUUAUGGGUUUACUCAGUGUGAUAAAUGUAGAGGAAAAAGUACGUGGCAAUAUAGGUUUCAUAGUAACUUCUUAAUUUGUUAUGAAUAUUUUGUAUGGAAAAUGCCAGACAUUGCUGCAGUUUUAUUA